Molecule: messenger RNA, 2681 nt
Organism: Nicrophorus vespilloides
Lineage: Eukaryota; Metazoa; Arthropoda; Insecta; Coleoptera; Silphidae
Product: protein alan shepard
Exons: 9
Coding region: 203-1669 (488 amino acids)
Cellular component (GO): cytosol; ribonucleoprotein complex; nucleus
Molecular function (GO): poly(A) binding; poly(U) RNA binding; mRNA 3'-UTR binding
Source: RefSeq, a predicted model, not a curated record
GCUGUAGCGAGCACCACUCGCGUUCGCACUCCUCAUACCAUCCACAUACAUACUUAUUCUUAACUUUGCGUGUGCUUCACCCAAUUUUUUUCUUUCUAAAACAACCACCCUUAAGUGCGCUCAAACACCGGAUCAACAGUGUGCGAAUAAAUUUGAAAAAUAAGGGAAGAAAAAGGUUACGAAAUUUCGGGUUCGACUUCAAAUGACGCGCGAAUCCAUCAUCUACAAUUGCGACGAAUUCUUUAACCGCGAAGAUCUAAAGGAUUUUAAGAAUCAUUUUAUGAGUAGUAACGGAGGCACGAGAGCGCCGUUCCCAGGCGGCGUCAAGCCUCCAAUGGCUACCCAACACCAGACUGGCUUUCGUGCCCAAUGGCCCAACCAACCACCCAACUUCUAUCGUUACCCAACACAAUACAACACCCCUAAUAGCACCGGGAACUACACCUCUGGAUCUAAUUCGUAUGGAAGCCAGAGAGUGCCAACAGCUGCAUCGCCCAGCAACACCAGCAGUUCCAGUAGUCACACGGGCAGCCAAAGCGGUACCGUCACUACUUCUUUGAGCAAUAAUGUUGAGAGCAGCAGUGGCGAACAGUUGUCCAAGACCAAUCUGUAUAUACGUGGCCUCUCACCCAAUACCACCGACAAGGACCUCGUAUCUAUGUGUUCUCAAUUCGGCACAAUUAUCUCAACCAAAGCCAUCCUAGAUAAGAAUACAAAUAAGUGCAGAGGAUACGGUUUCGUGGACUUUGAAAGUCCGGCGUCAGCAGAGAACGCAGUCAAGGCACUGACUGCGAAGAACGUUCAGGCACAAAUGGCCAAAGUGGGUAAUUGGUUACAUCGUAGGCCCACUCAACAGGAACAGGAUCCGACAAAUCUGUAUUUGGCGAAUCUGCCCCCUAACUUUAAGGAGGCGGACGUGGAUCAACUACUCCAGAAGUUCGGUCAGGUGAUAUCGACGCGUAUCCUGCGGGACUCCGUGGGAAUAUCAAAGGGAGUCGGAUUCGCUCGCAUGGAGUCCAAGGAGAAGUGCGAGCAAAUCAUCAACAACUUCAACGGAACCAUCCUGCCUGGUAGCAAGGAUCAGCUCCUCGUGAAGUUCGCCGAUGGAGGCAACAAGAAGAAAAGUCUUUAUAAGAACAAUGAUAACAAUAAGAUGUGGAGGGACGGGGCCGACGCGAUGUCCGCAGUCGCCUACGAUCCAAAUCCGUUGGCGCAGAACGGCCUCGCCUCCCAGCAGGUGAUGCCAGCCACGCAUCCGAAUUUCAGACACCCCUUCCAUCAGCAGAUGCCUGGUGGCUUUGCAAUGCACAGUACCCCAUGGAUUACUCCGUACAUGCUCCAGUCGCAGGCGGCCAUGCCUUCCGUGGAGGACAGCUACAACAUUUCGGCCAACCACAUGGGCUCUUCCUACAAAGGGGACGGACAGACCCCCCGGAAUAUAUCCGUCAUCAUGUCCGAAGUUCCUUUUAAUCCGAUGAUGUCUCAGCUUUCUGCUCAGAUGGGUGCUAUGCAGCUGGGCUCAGCACCGUACAUCUCUCAGGCCCCCUACGCACCCUACUACACGCCUCAGAUCAUACACACCAUGCCCAUGGGAGACUCGGAGCACACCUCCAACGCCGCAAGUCCGGAUGACCCCUAUCAGGCUUACCCCCAGAACCCCCCUAAGUAGACCCACACAAGUAAUUUAUAAAACAACAACAACAAAAAAAACACAUUUCGUGCCAACAAGAUACAUAAACAAAAACAACAACCACAACAACAUUGGGCGCGCUAUGGUUUUCAACAACACUUAGUUAUACUGUUGGCAUUCUUGUUUUUAAGUAAUUUAUUAAGUUAGUAUCCGUUAACUUAUUGAAGAGAAGAUGAUGAGGAAAAAAAGAGGAAAGAAGUAAUAAGCAGUAACUGGCUGGCAUGUAGAGUUCAACCGUGCUCUCAGCGGGGAAAAUACCUUCAUCAAAUUUAUUUGUUCGUUUGAUAUAUUUACACAUAUAUUUAUAUAUUUGAAGCGUAGGAUUAUAUCAUUUUUUUUUUGGUCGAGAGAGAGAGAGAGAAUUUAUUUUUUAUGGAAAAAAAAAUGAAAUCAAACAAAAUAUGGACGGCGGAGAGUGGUUACUGUAAAUAGGUAGGCUAGGAACGAGAGCGAUUUUUUAACAUUGAGAUUAAAACAUUUUUGUGCUAAAGAUUUUUUCGCGAGCGAUUUGUAUUCCUCGCUGUUGCGUUGUUGAGAUUAUAUCUUUAUAUACAUAUUUGAGUAGUUCGUAAGUUUUCAUUAAACACUUUAUUCUUCUUUUUGUGAAAUUUAGCGUUUCAUUAUGUUUCGAUAUGUUUUCUCUUUUUAAUAUAUAUAUUUAAAUUCUGGAGCACGGUUCGACGCUGCCAGCCGCCAGCCCAGUUCUUUGACAAAACAAAUAAUAUGAAAAAUAACAACAGCAAGCAACAACAAAUAAACACAUUAAUUAAACAAACAAAAAAUAAUAAAUAUAGAAGGAUCUUCCCAGAUUUAGGCUUAGGUAAAUUUAGGUAUAUUUUAUUUUUUGAGAAGUAUAAUGAUAAAAAAAAAAACAAACAAAAAUGGAAAGCAUGAUGCGAAUGAUGAACCACGUGUGAGGAGGUAGCAGAAGUUUUCUUUUUGUGAACGAAGGUUUCUUGAAAUGUGAGGUACAGAGAGAGAAAGAGAGAGA